Molecule: messenger RNA, 10175 nt
Organism: Folsomia candida
Lineage: Eukaryota; Metazoa; Arthropoda; Collembola; Entomobryomorpha; Isotomidae
Product: mycocerosic acid synthase-like polyketide synthase
Exons: 11
Coding region: 261-9749 (3162 amino acids)
Biological process (GO): fatty acid biosynthetic process
Molecular function (GO): oxidoreductase activity; fatty acid synthase activity; phosphopantetheine binding
Source: RefSeq, a predicted model, not a curated record
AACUUCCAUCCUAAUUCCAUAUUUACAUACUUAUAUAUUUCUUGUUUUAAUUGCUACCUAAACCUUUUACAGAAUGCUACACUACAAACAACGUAUUUUCAUCCUCAGAAGUGAUAUAAACCCUGAGUUUGUAAUUAUUCGCUACAGUCUGAAAGUCUGCAUUUCAAUACACAGAGCUUUACUUUCCUUCAACUUACAGCAGCACGUUUGAAAACUUUGCAAUUUUGAAAGCAUCAUUUUCAGAAUUGUUUUUCACAGAGAUGGGAGGCUACAAUGGUAUCGAGUGGUGGGUGAGUUACGCUUCUAAUGACAAAGAAGCGUUGAAAUGUAUCGGCUUGGCGAGAUCGUUGAAAAGGACGCUGACCACUAGACCAUUAAUGGUCAUCACUAGUGUCCAAGUUGGGCGAGAGAUGAGUUUUUCUCUACAAAACGAGGUGGACAAAGUUUACGUUUUAAGAUCUACCGAGAAUUUGAAAUUCCGAUCCUUGGCUAAACUCAAGAUGUAUGAAUUGAUUGGGGGUAGAGGUCAACGACGACACGUAUUUCUGGAUUGCAAUUGCCUACCUGUAAAAAAUUGCGAUGAUUUGUUUCGGCUAAGUGGCGUUCAAUGGUGCGGCUUGAACGGAACUGGGGAAGAAUUUGCUGGAAUUCUUGUGAAUUCUACAUCGAUGCGAGGAGUUGAUAUGGAAAAAAUUACGCGCAAGGUGGUUGAGCGAGAAAAUCUACAAGGAGGUCACCCUGAGAAAUCGAUGUCGCCGGUGCUGGAGGAGAUUGAGUAUUGUUUUGAACUGGAUAUGCAAAGCCCAAACCCAGCUCAGCUUCCCGGAAAUGAAAUUAAAAUGAUUUGUUUUUUGAACGGUCAUCCCAAUGAAGAACUUGACGAAAUGGGAACUGUAAACAAAUGUGUCCUAACUCAAGAUUUAAAAAACUUUUGGAACUCUAUUAUUUCUACUGAAGAAGGAAAUGAAAAAAUAUCUCAAAUCCUUAGACCAACAUUUACGCGACAGGAUCCCACCUGUCCGAUUGCUAUUGUUGGAAUGGCGUGUCGUUACCCUGGGGCGAACUCAAUUAAAGAGUUUUGGAAUUUAUUGGAACAGGGUUUGGAAGGAAUCUGCAAGGUUCCAGAAGGAAGAUGGACCAAGGAAAAUUCCAUUAUUCUCAUUGAGAACGUGAGAAAUACAGAAGCUGGCUUCCUCUCGUGCCCCAUUGACGUUUUCGAUGCCAAAUUUUUUAACACAAAUUCGGCAGAUAUGGCUUUAUUAGACCCACAACAAAGGCUAUCCCUACGAGUUGUUUGGGAAGCUUUAGAGGACGCUGGAAUCGAUCCAAAUUCUUUAAAAAAUUCAUUAACUGGAGUAUUUGGAGGAUGGUGGCGGAACGAUUAUCGAGAUAUAAUACAAGAAGUCGGAGUCAAUGAUACUGACUUUCUUCGUUGUUACAUGGGAAAUGCACUUGGGCCACUUACUGCUAGAAUUUCCCACUUUUUUGAAUUGAUUGGACCUAGUUUCUCCACGGAGAGUGGGUGUUCUACCUCGAUUGCAGGGGUAGAUAUGGCUUGUGACAAUUUACGAAAUGAAGCCUGCGAUGUGGCAAUAGCCGUGGGAGUUAACUUACUCCUCCACCCAUUUACGCCAGGACUGUUGGAGGGUUUACUUGCACCAAAUGGGAGAUGCAAGACAUUUGAUGCUGGUGCCGACGGGUUUGGAAGGGCAGAAGGCGUUGGCGUCCUAAUUCUGAAGAGAUUAUCCAGCGCGGUGUCGGAUGGAGAUAAAAUUUGGGGCGUAAUUCGGAGUUCCGCUGUGGUACAGGAGGGAACAAGCAGGAGUAUGGGUACCCCCACGGUAAAUGUCGAAGCUAAAGCCAUGCAGUUAGCGCUUGACCGGGCAGGCAUACACCCUGACGAUGUCGAUUUCGUUGAGACACAUGGGACCGGAACUCCAAUAGGAGAUCCAAUUGAAGUUGCUGCUAUCGCUAAGGCUUACUCAUCCCCUUCCCGAAACCCACUAAUAAUUGGAUCUGUGAAAACAAAUGUGGGGCAUACCGAAUCUGUUUGCGGAAUUACUGGGAUACAUAAAACUGUUCUCGCGAUGCAGCACAAUCUCAUCCCAAAACAUUUGAAUUUUACUCAAAUAAGCCCAGAAAUCGACUUGGGUGCCAUUCCAGCACAAUUGCCUCUCGAACCAAUUCCAUGGGAAAAGAAAACAAACGGGAGACCACGAGUUGCUGGAAUAAACUCAUUUGGGAUUACAGGAGCUCAAGCUCAUUUGAUUCUUGAAGAACCUCCACUUUUGGCUCCAGAAAGGAUUUUCACCCAAACUGACUCACGGGAGUAUAAAAUUGUAACGUUUUCCGCAAAAACAGAAUCGGCUUUGAAUGCACAAGUAGCAGCGUACAAAGAUUUUCUUGAUCCAUCGAACAAUGUUUCCUUGUCUAACUUGGAGUACACAUUGCACACUGGACGUCCACAUUUCGCUCUACGACAAGUGAUUGUAGGAUCAACAAAUGAUGAACUUUUGUCGUCCAUAGAAUCAAUCCAAAAAGGUCAGAAUAUCUCCAACACACCACCUAGACUCUGUUUCCUAUUCACAGGUCAAGGCUCACAGUAUGCUGGUAUGGCAAAAUCACUCUACAACCAAAGCGCUGUCUUUGCGUCGACUUUUGAUUGGUGUGAUUCCAUUUUGAGCUUGGAGUAUGGAGUGCAAAUUAGGAAGGCACUCUGGGACGAUGAUUAUGCUGAUCUUCUCAACACAACCAUGUACGGCCAAAUUUCAAUAUUUUGCGUAGAAUUUUGCCUCCUUCGAUUGUGGGAAUCCUGGGGUAUCACUCCAGAGGCUGUCAUGGGUCACAGCCUGGGUGAGUUUGUGGCCGCUGUUGCAGCUGAAAUAUUGAACCCAAUGGAUGCGCUCAAGAUGGUUGUAACCAGAUCCAAGCUCAUUGAAGCCCUGCCAAGCUCUGGAAUGCUGGUUGUUGGGUGCAACAUGGAUACUGUUUUAACAGAAAUGAAUAGAGCAUUUGCCAACACAAAAAAUUGGUUGGAAAUUGCUGCCGUUAAUUCUCCUAACCAAACCGUCGUAUCAGGAGCAAGCCACAGCAUUUACGAAUUUAAGAUAUUUUGUGACAACAAUGGUAUUAAGACGCACGCUCUUGACGCCUCUCAUGGAUUUCACUCGAAAUUUAUGGACCCAAUAUGUCAAGAGUACUGUGAACUAUUAUCAAAUACCAAAUUCUCAACGGCAAAGAAGUAUAAAUUCAUAUCCGGCGUGGAGGGACGAGUUCUGUCCGAAGUCGACAAGAACUACUGGUGGCGACAUACACGAGAAAAGGUUUGUUUUCUGGACGCCAGCAAAGCAGCUGAAAAAGAAGGACUGGCCAUGUUCCUAGAAAUUGGCCCUCAUCCAGUUCUCUCGGCAUUGAUUCUAACUAAUCUAGAUGAGGUAUCCACCGAAAUCUCAGCAGUCCCUUCGCUACGUCGUAAAGCUGAUGAUUGGGAGACUAUGUUAUCGUCUUUGGGGAGGUUAUACACACAUGGCAUCCCAAUUAAUUGGAAAAAUUUUCACCGCUAUUCUAAUCGGGUCAAGAUUGAAAUUCCUGGCUACCAUUUUGAAGAUACCAGCCACUGGAUUGCAAUUAAUGAUGAUGGUUCUCUUCCUUUUCACCCGCUGCUUGGUGGAUUUGUUCAUAAUCCUAGUGCAGUAACCAUCUUCAGAAACAGUCUCAAUGUCAAUCGUAUUCCAUUUCUAAAAGACCACGGGGUAGGAGAUAAAAUCCUGUUUCCAUGUGCAGGAUAUCUGGAUAUGUGUAUAACAGCUGGAUACUGUGCAGCGGAGUGUAAAAAUGGGGUAUUUACGAAACCCUUAACUCCUUUGUGUCUCCAAAAUUUUGCUAUCCAUACCCCAGUCUGCUUAAGCGAGAUGUGUCCUACCGAGUUUCAAGUAACCGUAGAUACAUCUGCCGAUGGACAACGGCAGAUGACCAUCUACACAAAAUUGAUUUUGGAAGAUAAAAAAUGUAAAUGGAUUCGAAAUGCUUCCGCAAAUCUUGCAACGGCCAUUCCAUUUUCCCCUGAUCCUGCCUUGCACGACUUUACAACCAUUCGAGCUAGAUGCGGAAACGCGGUAUCUGAAAAUAAUAAAUACGAUUACGAUGAACUUCUGGAGUAUGGGUUUAACUUUGGACCAUCACUGAGAGUAGUUCAGGAUGGUUGGAAAAAUAAUUCCAACGACGAGUUCAUCUUUAAGUUUAGGACCUUUGAAACAACUGAUGAUUUGGACAGAUUCAUCAUUCACCCAUGGGCAGUUGAUCCAAUGUUACAAACCCAACUUGUUGCUCUUGGCCACUUGAAUCAAAAUCAUCACAAACGACUGGCAGUGCCUAUACAAAUUGAAAGUUAUAUAUGGUGGGGGCCAAGUAAUGUCUACGAAGGUUCUGGAUACGUCUACAUAAGAAAUUCCUCAGCUUCCGCACUAUUCGAGUCCCAUUUAUAUAAUGAAAAGGGAAAACUUAUGGUCUCCAUGAUUGGAACUGAAUACGUGGAGACUACUCUCCCAAAUAUCCUUGCGCUUAUAGAUUCUCAUCGUAACCCUUACCCAACUUUGGCAGAAGUUGGUUGGAAGGAGUGGCUUGGCCCAGACGAAAGACGAAUAGAAAAUCAAGAAAUCCCCGGUUUCCGGGAGUAUGAAAACAUGUCACAACCAUAUGACAAUUUAACGGAAGAUGAAGCUCAAUUUCAUUCGGAUAUUAAUAAGCUAGCAGGGUUGUAUAUUCAAAAGGCAAUAGUGGAAUUAAGAUUGGAAGCAAAUGUGUGGGAAUUAUCAGAUGUCGGUGAAAAAUGUGGGGUAACCCCACAUUUGCGUAAGUUCCUUCGAUAUAUGUUCGUUGAACUAGUGAAGGAUGGAUGGUUGAUACAGAUUGAGGAUAAUCGAUUUAUCAGAAAAAAAAUUCUACCAACUUUGCAUCAAAUUUUGAAAGAUAUUCAAAUUCUUCGUAGCGGCAUGACUACAUUACCAUUGCCUUGGGUUGACACUGUUUGGGAAAAUUUAUCACAAAUACUCACCGGAAAGCUUGAGGCGUUACCAUUAUUGUACCCAGGACACGAAAUGCCUGGGCCAGCUGAACUAUUCUACAAAGAAUCCCUCAUGUUUAAAAAGAGAGCCGCCCUAAACCAUGUUGAGUAUAGCAUUCUUUCUCGAUAUGCUAGCGCUGGAAGCAAAGCCGUGGUGAGGGUUUUAGAGUGUGGUGCUGGAGUUGGGUCUUCUACCUCCUAUCUAAUUGACAACAUGGUUACAAUUGGUCCAUCACAUUUUGAAUAUACCUAUACGGAUAUUUCACCCGGGUUUUUGGAGAAAGGUGAAAAGCUGUUUGCAGAAACUGGAAUCCCGGCAAAAUUUGGAGUUUUUAACUUGGAGGAGGAUCCAUUUCACCAGGGUCUAAUUUCUGGACAUUACGACAUUAUUGUUGCUUUCUUCGUAAUUCAUGCAACCCGUGAUAUUCAAGAAGCCUUGAUAAAUGUGCGAAAAUUGUUAAAACCUGGAGGAACUGUACUUAUAACCGAGCUGGUAAACCCAAAUAGAGAAGUAAACCUAACGUUUGGGGGGCUAAGUGGGUUCUGGAAAUUCGCCGACGUUGCUUUGCGACCCUGGAAUUGUGAGCUCUCGAUAAGCAAUUGGACCAAGGUUCUUGAAACAUGUGGCUUUGAAGAUAUCGUUUCGCUUAAAAGCUAUGUCGGUGCUAACGCUUUACUCAUUGGAAAAUUGAAUUCAGAUUCUUUAAAAGACUGCAUGCCUCCAUGUCCUCGGUCGGAUUACUGGAUUGUAUUCUCAGAUGAAUGUCAAAUAUCCCAUGAGGUGAUUGAUAAGUUACACGGAAUGGACUUUAAGGUUCAAGUGGUGACCUGGGACAACCGAGACGACAUUGAAACCAUAUUGGGAUCUGCAUCUGCUGGUGAUGAUUCCAAAUGGGUUGGCGUAAUCUACUUAUGGGGACUUCGUGAUCAUGCCACAACCGAGGACGUCUGUAAGCCCUACCUAAGUGUGUGCAAACGCUUAGCAAAACUUCAAAGUCCUCUAAAAUUACUGACGGUUACGAAAGGAAAUUUGUCGACUGGAGCAACAGAUUUUUCUCAGGUCAAUCCAAUAUCCUCUCCUUUAAUAGGAAUGACCAACGUUUUAACGAAUGAGAAUCCAGAUAUUCAGUGCAAGUGCAUCGACGUUGAUGCUUCCACAAGUUCUAUAGAGUUAGUUGCUGAGAUGAGCAUGAACGAUGUCGAUGUAGUGGUUGUAUAUAGGAAUCGAAAACGCUUUACUCCAAGAUUACGUCCUUACAAGAUCAAAACAAAUUGUUUAAGCAUCCCAUCUUCUGACAGAUUUCAACUUGUUCUACCAGAAUCCCGUGUAAUUUCUGAUCUUUAUUUUACUCCGGCAAAGGUUGAGCAAUUUGGCCCAAACGAAGUCGAGAUCGAGGUGAAAGCAUAUGCUUUAAAUUUCCUGGAUAUAUUCAUGGUUACCAAGCCAGACCCAGUAUUUGACAAAUUCAAUUACUUGGGUGUUGACAUUGCUGGAAUUGUCACCAAAGUUGGAGCAUCCUGCGAAAGAAAGAUUGGGGACCGAAUUGCUAUGGCCCGAAAAACGGGAUGUGCAAUGCCAAGCCAUCUAGUGACAACCGAAGAUCUAAUAAUUCCAAUCCCAGAUGAAAUGACGAUGGCUGACGCUGCGACCUUUCCAAUGGCUGCAUUAACUGCAACUAAUUGUUUACUAGAUGCAGCGAUACCUAAAAUGGAAGACGUGGUUCUAAUUCACACUGCCUCCGGUGGCGUAGGAUUAAUGGCCAUUCAAAUGGCACAAUACAUAGGAUGUACAAUUGUUGCUACAGCGGGGAACGAUCGAAAACGUAACUAUUUAAGAAGCCUUGGGUUGAAAUAUAUUUUCAACUCCCGAAAUACAGAUUAUGGAAAAGAUAUCAGAAAUUCCCUUGGGCGCGGGGUCACAAUUGUACUUAACUCACUAACUGGACCCGGAUACAAGGAAGCGACACUCGCGCUAUGUGAUAGUGGCGCCAGAUUCAUUGAAAUGAGUAAAAUGAAUAUUUGGAGCAAAGAUGAAGUUAAGCACUUGCGGCCAGAUGUACACUACAGAGUUGUUGAUGUUUCCAUUAUUGACGAACAAAAGUUAAAGAAUCAACUAAAAUUGAUAAAAUCCAACUUGUUUGGAGAAACUGACUUUAAACCGAAGCCACUACCAUAUACUCGUUUUUUCUCAUCCGAAGUUCGGGAAGCAUUGGAGUAUAUGGAGCAAGUCAAACAUAUCGGGAAAAUUGUGCUAACAAUGCCUGAGCUUGGAAACAGUGGCGUGGGGACCCACAGUUUUACUUUAUUUAAUUAUUGCUCUACGUACCUUAUAACUGGAGGUUUAGGUGGAAUAGGACUUGAGGUGGCUAAGUGGAUGGCAUCCUCUGGGGCGAGGAACAUCCUUCUGGUUGGCCGAUGCUCUCCUUCGCCUGAAGCCUUAGCUAAGAUUGCAGAAAUACAAGGUCUGGAGGUGAACGUGUUUGUCGAACUAUGCGACAUAGGGAACCCAGACGAUGCAGAGAGACUCUUUGUUCAUGCUGCAGCAACAAUGUUUCCCAUUAGGGGAAUUAUGCAUGCAGCUGGUGUUCUGGAUGAUGGAGCAUGGGACAAACAAAGCUGGGAAAAAUAUCAGAACGUAUUUCAAGCAAAAGUGGACGGAGCUUGGAACCUACAUCAACAAAGUCUCAAACUACACUACCCACUUGAGCACUUUGUUCUAUUUUCGUCUAUGACAGCAACUUUGGGAGCAAUUAGCCAAAGUAAUUAUGUUGCGGCGAAUCAGUACCUCGAUUGUUUAUCACACUACCGAUAUUCUCAAGGACAACCGGCAAUUUGCAUAAACUGGGGGCAAUGGGGCGAGGUAGGUCUUGCCAAAAAUUUAACACUGCCCUCGUUCAAACCGUUUACAAUAAAUCAAGGCCUUGCCGCAUUGGAACAUGCACUAGGAUCCCGAAAAAUUCAAGUUGCUGCAUACGAUGCUGAUCUUGGGUCUUUAAUGAAAGUUCUAAAUUCAACACGUGGGCUUCUGUCCGAGAUUGAACAACGUCAGGCUAACAGCCUUAUUGAGAUCGACUCGGAUGAAUUUUGGAAAGAAUAUGACGUACUUCAAAAUAAUGAAGAAAGAAUCAAUGUGGUUAAAAAGUUUAUAAAAAAACUGCUUCGAAUUACUCUCAAAAUGGACAAGACGGAAGAAAUCGGUGAUCACGUCAACUUCCAAGAUCUUGGACUUGAUUCGCUGUUGAUGGUGGAAUUAAAGAACUCACUUCAAUCUUCCUUUGGCAAGCGCGUGAAAAUUUCAAUAAAUUCUGUCAAGGAUUGCAAAACCGUCGCUGAGUUGUCAGAGAGGUUGGUUGAGCUUAUUUCUGGCAAAGAGGAACUACCACCACCUACCAGAGAAGAAUUGAAAGAAUUAAUUUCUCGGGAUGUCGACUUACCAAUCACUAUUAAAGUCGAUAAUCAGCUUACAUCAACACCUGUUCCAAUCUCUCAGGUUGAAUGUGUUCUACUGCUGGGUGUCACUGGAACUCUUGGGUCGUAUAUGCUAAUCGAGUUGUUGAAGCAAAAGUCAGUUAAGAAAAUCGUGUGCCUUUUGAAGCACAAUCCACUGCAGUCCUCCCGAGAGCGAUUCUUGAAAUGCAUGUCGGAAAAGAAAUUGAACAGCGAAAUCGACAUGGGAAAAAUUGAAUUCGUAACAGGGGAUGUAAGGAAGGCAAAACUAGGGUUACAUGAAUUCGUCCAUGCGAAACUUGUAGAUGAAGUACACGUAAUCAUCAACCUUGCGGUCAAAGUUUCCUUUGACGAGAUUUACAGAGAAACCGAUGAUCCAAGAAGCAGUCGUGUCACAAAUGUAUUCGGAAUGAGAAAUGUCCUAGAGUUUGCGGUGAGUGGGCGGCUUAAGUACGUUUACCACUCAUCUAGCAUUGUCACGGAAGUUCGCGUAGGUCCAAGUGACCGACUUUGGGAAGAAUGGGUAGAUGAAGGACUUCUUGAAUCUGCCCCUAACUCGGCCUAUGCCAUCUCUAAGCUAAUAUGUGACCGAUUAGUGGGUAAGGCCGUGGAGAAUGGGAUUCCGUGCAAAAUCUUUCGACUUCCCCAAAUAGGUGGAGACUCUGCUACUGGAGCUAACGUACAGAUCGAUAGCGUCCUGAUGAUGCGAUUUUUUGCUUACAUGUAUCUCGGAAUAAUGCCGGCACAAAAUAUUCCAUUCAGUUUACUACCAGUCGAUCUCUGUUCAAAGUUAUCUGCUCAAGUAUUUUUCGACUCGAAUGCCGGGAAUGAGAUGUUUAAUCUACUCAAUCCUCACUUGGGUGAUGAGAGGGACUUUGAGGAACUUGCAGGAGAAUUUGGGGUAAAAAUGGAAGCACUGGACCCGGACGAAUUUGUUAAAAGGGUGGAAGAUAUGAAACAAAAUGAAAAACUUGACGCUGAUAUGAUGCAACUAAUUCAGUUUGCAUUUACUUAUAAAGCUGAAGCUUAUAGUCUUGAAGACAUGGAGAUUCCUGUGUAUAUGUCAUGGAUUCGUGGAAACAAAAACAUUUUUUUGAGUGAAAAACUGGAACGGUUAUUACCCUCAGAGUAUCCAUCAUGUAUCCCUAAAUCAUGGGACGUUUUGCGAAAAAAUCUCCAACACGCAAAAGACAUGGGUCUGUUCGAUCGCUUCAAAAUCAAAUACACUAAAGAAAAUUAAAAUUGAGCGGUGCCGACAUCAUGGUAAUUAAUGUGUCGCACAAAUAGAAUGAACACAUACAUACCUACUUAUGCAGUUUUAUGACACUGCAAACGGCACCAAUAAUUAAUACCCAUUUUUAAUGAAAAAUUAUUGCAAUAUUCAUAACCCUUCUAUAUGCAUAUUUUUAGCUUAAAAACAUCUAUGUAGUUUCGCUGAUAUGAAGACAACCAAAAAUGAUUGACAAAACUCAGGAAUAAUUUUGGUUUCUUCAUUAUCUUCAUAAAUAUAUAGCGAAUUACUAAUUCAUUACAGCAUAUUUCUCUUUAAUAAAUUCACAAAUAAAAUCUGUACACCGAUUUUGUUGAUCUAUGGUAUCUUACAGACGAAUUUAUGUUACUGAUAUAAAUAUGUGCAUAAUUACAAUAAAACGCAACUUAAACACAA